UAUAUUUCCCGUUUAAUUUCUUUACUACAAGUCACAAAAAAUUUCAGCUUAUAGCUAUCCAAAAGCCAUGAAAUACAAUGAGAUAUCCCACUUCAGCCACCCCCAACACAAGCUCAAGUUUGAGUACACAGAAAUCCCAUUCAAGUGUGACGGAUGCAAGGAGGUAGGCAUAGGCUCGCGCUACAAGUGCGCCAUGUGCGAUUUCGAUCUCCACAUGCAUUGUGCCAUGCCUUCCCCUUCUAUCUUCCAUCCUUUCUACACCAAGUGCUCUUUUCAAUUCUUCUCGAGGCCACCGGGGAAUAAUCCUCGUUUUUGCAAUGCAUGUGAGAAAGAUAUUACCGGAUUCACAUACCACUGCACGUCCUGUGGGUUCGACCUUCACCCGUGUUGCGCGAAGCUCCCCAUGGUGCUCAACGACGGGGAGGUCAAGCUCUAUCUGUAUCGGAAGGUGAGCAGCUCUUGUCAUAAAUGUGGGCGUAAAGGGCGUAGUUGGAGUUAUAGGUCAAAAUGUAAGAAGUAUAAUUUGCAUGUGGCAUGUGUUAAGGAAAUGCUUGUGGAAACUUGGCAUGAGUUUUUGGGGUCACAUGGGAAUAAAAAUACCACUAGGAGAUUGGAGAUGACUAGAAUUCCUAGCCUUAAAAAUACGCUCCAAACUCAUCAUCAUAAGAGCAAAGGUAAAGUGAAGAAGUGCUGUGAGAUAGCUGGAUUGGCUGUGCAAUUUGUGAUAUCAGCUGUGUUGGGUGAUCCAACGACUCUGAUUGCUGGGGUGAUUGGGUCGUUAAUGUCGCGAGCCUGAUGAGUGGUUGAUGAUGGGUUCAGAAGAUGUUGGAUAAAAGCCAAGGUGAUUCUCCAGGACGGGCAGCUUCAAGAAUUCUCAAACCCAGUUAAGGUCUCGCACGUGCUUCAAAAGAGUCCCACGUGCUUCAUAUGCGACUCCGACG
Molecule: messenger RNA, 941 nt
Organism: Prunus dulcis (almond)
Lineage: Eukaryota; Viridiplantae; Streptophyta; Magnoliopsida; Rosales; Rosaceae
Exons: 2
Coding region: 68-796 (242 amino acids)
Source: RefSeq, a predicted model, not a curated record